CAGGCUCCCUCAGAGUGUACUGGGAACUACAUUUCCCGGUGAGGGAACGGCUCCAGCCGACCGCGCGUUACGCCGGCAUCGUGCUGUCGGCAGCCGGGUCCCGAGCCCUAGAGCGUUGGAGGGGGCGGCGGAGAAGGGAGUUGCUUUUCCUUCCCACUUCUCCACUCACGGGCAGCACCGGCUUUGCCUUCCCUCGCCCCACCGCCUUGCGCCCACCGCCAGGCUCCCGGUGUCACCUUUUCCUGGGCCCCUCAGGGAGUUGGGGCCUGGAAGUUCGGCGGUAGGGGCCCUUGCUCUGCGCGCGAGUGAGGGGCGCGCCCCUCUUGAGCCCGGACAACUCCGCGAUUGGCCCGCGCCUCCAUGGGGCCAAGUCAGAAGCCCAACGUGUGCUGCCGGCUGAGUCGCCGGGCGCUGGGCUUCUUCUCGCGCGACGCGGGCGUGGUGCAGAGGACCAACCUGGGCAUCUUGCGGGCGCUGGUGUGCCAGGAAAGUACUAAAUUUAAGAAUGUUUGGACGACUCAUUCCAAGUCACCUAUAGCCUAUGAGAGAGGAAGAAUAUAUUUUGAUAAUUAUCGAUGCUGUGUCAGCAGUGUUGCAUCAGAGCCAAGAAAACUCUAUGAAAUGCCAAAAUGUUCCAAAUCAGAAAAAAUAGAGGAUGCUUUAUUAUGGGAAUGCCCAGUGGGCGAAAUGCUUCCCAAUUCAUCAGAUUAUAAAUCCUCACUCAUAGCGCUGACUGCUCAUAAUUGGCUACUUCGUAUAUCAGCAACUACCGGAAAAGUACUUGAGAAAAUAUAUCUUGCUUCAUAUUGCAAAUUCAGAUACUUGAGUUGGGAUACUCCUCAAGAAGUCAUUGCAAUCAAGUCAGCUCAAAACAAAGGCUCAACAUUGGCCCGGCAGGCAGGCAUUCAACAGCCUGUUUUGCUGUACCUUGCAGUGUUCCAUGUGCUACCUUUCUCACUGAUAGGGAUUUUGGAAAUCAACAAAAAGAUUUUCGGGAACGUUACAGAUGCCACCUUGUCUCAUGGAAUACUGAUUGUGAUGUAUAGCUCAGGACUGGUCAGACUUUAUAGCUUCCAAGCCAUCACUGAACAGUUCAUGCAACAGAAACUUGACUUAGGGUGUGCAUGCAGAUGGGGUGGGACUACUGGAACUGUAGGAGAGGCUCCUUUUGGCAUUCCUUGUAAUAUUAAAAUCACAGACACACCACCACUGCUUUUUGAGGUGUCCUCCCUGGAGAAUGCUUUUCAGAUUGGAGGCCAUCCUUGGCACUACAUCAUCACACCUAAUAAGAAGAAACAGAAAGGAGUUUUCCAUAUUUGUGCCCUCAAGGACAAUUCCUUGGCCAAAAAUGGGAUCCAAGAAAUGGAGUGCUGUUCUCUAGAAUCUGACUGGAUUUAUUUCCAUCCUGAUGCUUCUGGUAGAAUAAUACAUGUUGGCCCAAAUCAGGUCAAAGUUUUAAAACUAAGUGAAGUAGAAAAUAAUAGUGCCCAGCAUCAGAUCUCUGAAGAUUUUGUCAUUUUGGCUAACAGGGAGAAGAACAAAAAUGAAAACUUACCCACUGUUACAGCUUCUGGACGGGUGGUAAAAAAAAGUUUUAACCUUCUGGAUGAUGACCCAGAACAAGAGACUUUCAAAAUUGUGGACUAUGAAGAUGAGUUGGAUUUGCUUUCUGUGGUAGCCGUUACUCAAAUAGAUGCCGAAGGAAAAGCUCACCUGGAUUUCCACUGUAAUGAAUAUGGAACUUUACUUAAAAGCAUUCCACUCGUGGAAUCAUGGGAUGUGACAUAUAGCCAUGAAGUCUACUUUGACAGAGACUUGGUAUUACACAUAGAACAGAAACCCAGCAGGGUCUUCAGCUGCUAUGUUUACCAGAUGGUAUGUGACCAUGGGGAUGAAGAAGAAACCACAAACAGAAGUUGUAAGAAAGACUGCGGUAAUUUUAAAUUUUGAGAUGUAACUUAUGAGACUUCUAGCCAAACACUCCAGCAGCCAUGUCCAAUCCUCCUUUUUAUUACCUGCAUAACAUAUUCCCCAGUAUUUUCCAGAAAAAACCUUGUGUUGACUUCA
This is a messenger RNA of Phacochoerus africanus (Common warthog), 2067 nucleotides long. It is a transcript of the gene DCAF17, whose product is annotated as DDB1 and CUL4 associated factor 17. Gene Ontology annotation, biological process: protein ubiquitination. The transcript has 14 exons. Gene Ontology annotation, cellular component: Cul4-RING E3 ubiquitin ligase complex. The record is from RefSeq and is a predicted model, not a curated record. NCBI's taxonomy places the organism in Eukaryota, Metazoa, Chordata, Mammalia, Artiodactyla, Suidae. Bases 361 to 1950 code for a protein of 529 amino acids.